Messenger RNA from Polyodon spathula (Mississippi paddlefish), 4665 nucleotides. RefSeq names its product ANTXR cell adhesion molecule 2a (gene antxr2a). Gene Ontology annotation, cellular component: membrane. The record is from RefSeq and is a predicted model, not a curated record. Lineage: Eukaryota; Metazoa; Chordata; Actinopteri; Acipenseriformes; Polyodontidae. Gene Ontology annotation, molecular function: signaling receptor activity. The coding region runs from base 442 to 1875 and encodes 477 amino acids. The transcript has 17 exons.
UGUAUUGCCGCUGGCGCAUGCUCAUUUAAAAACAAACACGUAUUUCGCACCAGUUUACAUGGAAGGCUGGGUGUAACAGUUCUCCAUAAUCGGUUUCAAUACAGUACAUACUUAAACGGUGCCUGUGUGCUCACAGGAAAGAAGUAUUUAUGUUGUUUCAGCUCUACUGUACCAACAAAGGACAUGAAAAAAUUGGUGACGUCAGCCUGUGAAGGAUUUCCUCUUCUCAUGAGACCAUCACUUUUGUAACUUUAACACGUUGCCCUGGAUAUGUGCAGUCUUUCUUAAUUUAUUCCACGUAUUAAAUUAACAAUUGCACGCAUUUUGGAUAUUCUGUGUUUUUUGUAUUUAUUUAUUUUUAUAUAUAUAACUGGUGGCUGAUUCUGUGUGGUAGUGCAUGGCAUUACCAUUUUUUUUUUUUUUUGAAAACAAGGAACGGAGAUGAAGUACUGUACUGCUGUCGCCCAGCUCGUUUUGCUCCUAACUUUACUAACGGGACCUCCUUCUGGUAAAGCAGAAGAAGCCUCUUGUCAUGGAGCAUUUGAUCUUUAUUUUGUGUUGGACAAAUCUGGCAGCGUAGCAGACAACUGGGGUGAAAUCUAUGGAUUUGUAGAGCAACUCACUCAAAGAUUUGUAAGCCCAAGGAUGAGGUUGUCAUUUAUAGUGUUUUCAUCAAAAGCUGAAACCAUGAUGCCUCUGACUGGAAACAGAGAUGAAAUUCACAAAGGGCUUGAUCAAUUGAGCAAAGUGAUCCCAGCAGGUGAAACGUAUAUGCACGAAGGGAUCAAACAGGCACGGAUACAAAUAGAAAGGGAAGGGGGUUUGAAGACAUCCAGUAUUAUUAUUGCCCUUACAGAUGGGAUACUGGUUGAUUUGCUGCUGCCAUAUGCAAAAGAAGAAGCAAAAAAAGCAAGAACUUUGGGUGCAAGAGUGUACUGCGUAGGAGUUAAAGAUUUUGUUGAAGAACAGCUUGCAGAGAUUGCUGACACCAAAGACCAAGUCUUCCCAGUCAACGAUGGAUUUCAUGCUCUUAAAGGCAUAAUUAAUUCAAUUUUGAAGCAGUCCUGCACUGAGAUUUUAAGCGUUGAACCCUCAAGUGUUUGUGUCAAUGUGUCAUUUUCAGUUGUUUUAAGAGGAAACGGCUUCAAACUUGGUCGAAACAGAGUUACUUGCACCUUUGUUGUCAAUCAAAAUACAAUUAAUGAGAAGCCAAGUGAAGUGCUGGAUAAUUAUCUGGUCUGUCCAGCGCCCACGCUACAUGAAGUUGGACAGACGAUCGAUGUGCUGGUUAGUUUAAACGAUGGCCAGUCCUUCAUAUCAAGUGCUGUUACAGUCACUGCCUCAUCUUGUUCUGAUGGUACAGCUGUCGCCAUUGUCUUUCUGGUGUUACUCAUCUUGCUUGCACUUGUACUAAUGUGGUGGUUUUGGCCCUUGUGCUGUAAAUUGGUUAUUAAAGACCCUCCACGACCACCACCCCCAGCUCCAAAACCUAAACCAGAAGAGGACCCACUGCCAAACAAGAAAUGGCCAACUGUAGAUGCCUCUUACUAUGGAGGUAGAGGUGCUGGUGGGAUAAAACGCAUGGAGGUUCGCUGGGGAGAAAAAGGAUCGACUGAAGAAGGUGCCAGAUUGGAGAAAGCUAAAAAUGCUAUAGUGUGUGAGCCAGAGAACACUGAAGAGCCAAUGCUAAGGAAGCCUGCCAGACCUCUCCCAACACCCCAAACUCCUGAAUCAAAAUGGUACACCCCAAUCAAGGGUCGUCUGGAUGCUCUGUGGGCCUUGUUGCGGAGGCAGUAUGACAGAGUGUCCUUAAUGCGCCCACAGACGGGUGAUAAGGGUCGAUGUAUAGACUUCAGUCGUGUUCAGAGCCAGUAGAAGAAGACUAUUUGGGCACAUUCACUGCAUUUGUAACUACCUACUGAAGACAGCAGUAAACCAAUUUCCAGUUUACACAGAACCUCACUGCUUUGCCUUAAAACCACUGGCCUUCCUUGAAUGUGUGUUACCUCUUUUAGAUUCUUCUGCUUUCUUAAGCACCUUUAUUAAGCUUUUCUAGCCUAAUAUCCUACUGGUUUUAAUGAUGAAAGGGCCAUCAAUACACCAUCAGUACCACUCUGUGCCGUUUGGUUUUGCGAAACACUUUUCAUAUUCUGCCAAUGUUGUGCCUUCUGUGGAAAACCUAAUUUCAUAGACACAGACAGCAGCGAUUUAAACAAAACAAAACAAAAUAAAAUAAAAAAAAUCAGAGAUAAAAAGAAGCUGGUUGCUGCUAGCAAGGAAAUAAAAAUAAUCCCAAUGGGCCUAACAAGUACAAAAGUCUGUUGCCUUUUGGCAGCGUCUCAUCACAAAAUCUUUCUAGCUCCACCAUCAUUUAAUGCCUAGCGGGAGUGUUCUGACUGAAAAUCUUGUCAUUUUAACACUGAAAAGUGCACACGCAUGACAAAAUGUAGACAGGAUGCCCCAAGGUAUUGGAAGCAGCAAGAUUUUUCCCUUUUUGAAGACACCUUUCUUUCAUUAUGCACCCGGGACAGAAAAAUUAAUAGAGCGUUAUUGUACUGCAAGACAGUCUGUAACCAAAGAUCUUGGGCAGGGUUUGAGGGGCUGUUACUUCAAGACCUUGACAUGGUGGCUGGUGUUUUAUUUUCAUUUUUGUUACCACUGUAAGUUCAGUAACGUAUAAAGCAUCAUCAUCUAUAAACAUAGCUAUCAGUUUUAGGAUUCUUUUAAAAUAAAAAUACAGCAGUCUUAAUGCUGGUAUCUCCACUGUUUCAAAUCUCCAAGGGUCCCUCCGCGUCACAACCCAGCAACUCUCUUUGCAUGAGAAUCUCAAAGUUUAAUUAAUAUAAUUAAAGGCAACAGCAAGCAGCAGCCUGUGAAGAUUUUGCUCAUCUUUUUUAUGCCUUUUGACAUUGAAUGACCUAUUGCUGUAUACGCAUUACUCAGAUUUUGAGGAAUACCACCAUGUCUUGGUAACGUUAAGACAGGUCUCGAAUAAUAAUAAAAAAAAAAAAGCAAAAUAGAAACAAAAAAGGGCACUCUAUUGUUCAUUUUCAGAAAUUAUAUCCAUAGAGCAGCACAGGCCCUUGCAAAGACAACGGGCGAUGUGUUUAAUGUAAAAUUUUUGAACCGCCCUGUCACGUCGGCAAUCCCAAAUGAUGUUAGUGUGAGCGGAAACCUCCUUCUGUGCGGGAGGAAGGAGGCAGCAGCUGAAGAAAAAGGCUUGAACGAUCUAGUCACUUUCGAUACGGUACUUCAGAUGCAAAAUGGAUAUUCGAGUCGAAACCUGACAAAGCGCGCCUGCUUUGAUGUGAACUGGUAUAGACAAUGACCAGUGGCUGGGUCAGUGGGAUGUCUCUCUGCAAGCAGGGAAGCUUAUCAAAUGACACUAAAAAUAAGUUCAACAACCAUCACGUUUGAGGGGAAUAGGCGAACAUUUCACAUUUGGUGGGCAUGCAAGUGCGCGAGAUGGGAAUAGCAUGGCGAAGCGUCCUGGUCUAAUUAUUCCUUUGUACCCUUCAUGGAAAUAGCAAGGGACAGAAAUGAUUCUCUUUGUCGACUUCCAAGUGUGUGUGCCUGCCGGAAGAAGUUUUUACGCAAAGCCACUUUCAGAAUCUUUUUCUUAACUUUUUUUCAUGUCAACAGUGCUAUUAAAAAGCUACUAUGGCACAUAUACACAGAAAUAAAAUGUAUUUUAUCUUGCACUUUUAUUUUCUUUUGUGCUAAUAAUGUGAAAGCAAAGGGCUGUAAAUAACCUACAUUAAUGAGCUCUUUAUUCACACCAGUCACAACAUAGAUCUUCCUCUCAAUGACAUUUCACAUAAAAUAUGGGGCUAAUUGCUGGUGGUGCCACAUCAUGGAUAGCAGCUUUUUUCUUACAUUUCAUAGCUCAGAAAAUAAAGUGUUAAUAGUUUUAUCUGCAUAUGGUAUAUAACUGUAAAAGUUUAAUACAAUCUUGCAUAUUACUGUACCUGUCACUGCACUGGGAGAUAAAGUGUGACCUUUUAUCUACCCACAAUGCAGUAGGGUGUAAACACAAGCAGCCCUUAUCAAGGGGAGUCCCCAUUAUAGAUACAUUAAGAAUAUUGUUUGUUUUUUUUUUUCACUGAAAAGCUAUUUUUCAGAUUUAUUUUUUUUUUGCUUGUAGAUUUGCAAUGAAAAAAAAUAUGUACAGUGUUUUACUGUUCUGCUGAAAUACUAUCAAAAACAGUGAAAUAAAUUGUGAGAUAAAUCUCACAAUUGUUUAUAUGUGAGAGUGUGUGUGUGUGUGUGUGUGUGUGUGUGUGUGUGUGUGUGUGUCUGUGUAUUAUUUUUUGCUCAGGAGGAAUCUGGAGGUAGAAGGGCUGUUUGUUUAACAAAGUUAAUUUAAAUCAAGUUCUACUUAGUUUAGUGUACACUGUUGUUAAAUGUAUGAGUAGAAGAUAUACAAUCUUUCUUACUGCUGAUGCAAAGUAUGUCUGGGUCACUGUCUGUAAACCUAAGCAGUUAGAAUAGACUCACUUUCAUCUCCAAUUGUCCCCUUGUUGAAAAAUGCAUGCUAAAGACAAUCUUUAAUCGGGCACAAAAAAGAUUUAUAAUGCUAGACAGGGGUGUAAUUACAUGUUGCAAAACGAGAGACUCAUACAUUGUACCAUCUACACCGCAGAAGCAUAUUUGUGGUGCACUGCA